Cordyceps militaris CM01 is the source of this 891-nucleotide messenger RNA. RefSeq names its product eukaryotic translation initiation factor 3, subunit 4. Bases 1 to 891 code for a protein of 296 amino acids. Gene Ontology annotation, cellular component: cytoplasm; eukaryotic translation initiation factor 3 complex. Lineage: Eukaryota; Fungi; Ascomycota; Sordariomycetes; Hypocreales; Cordycipitaceae. The transcript is spliced from 3 exons. Gene Ontology annotation, molecular function: RNA binding; translation initiation factor activity. The record is from RefSeq and is a predicted model, not a curated record.
AUGGCUUCCACGGCUCCCACCAAGGCCAAGCACGACUGGGCCGACGAUGAUGAUAUCGAGGAGACCAGCACCGAGCUGCCGGCGCCCCAGACAAUCGCCAACAAGGACGGCACCAAGACCAUUAUCACAUACCGCAUCAACGACGACGGUCAAAAAGUGAAGACGACGCGCCGCAUCCGCUUCAUUACGCACACGGAAAAGGUCAACCCACGCGUGGCCGACCGCAAGAGCUGGGCCAAGUUUGGCGCGAGUGCCAACGACGGCGCCGGCCCGGCCGCUGACACGACCUCCAUCGCCGAGAACAUGAUCUUCCGCCCAAGCGUCAGCUGGCGCAAGGACGCUAAAGAUGAGAGCGCCGACCCCAACGCGCAAGCUAUGAAGGACAAGCUCAAGGACAAGAAGGUCAAGUGCCGUAUUUGUAACGGCGAGCAUUUCACAGCCAGGUGUCCUUACAAGGACACCAUGGCCCCCAUUGGUGAGAACGGUGCCGCGGACGUCGCCGCGGGUAUGGGUGACGAGCCCUCAGCCGUCGCCGCGGGCGGCGUCGGCGCCAAGAAGGGAUCCUACGUCCCCCCCGCGAUGCGUGGAGGAGCCGUGUCGGCGAGCGCCAUGGCGGGCUCAAAGUACGGCGAGAGAGACGACCUCGCGACGUUGCGCGUCACCAACGUGUCGGAAAUGGCCGAGGAGAACGAGCUCCGCGACAUGUUCGAGCGCUUUGGACGCGUCACCAGGGUAUUCUUGGCCAAGGACAGAGAAACAGGCAUGGCCAAGGGGUUCGCCUUUAUCAGCUUCGCGGACCGGGGCGAUGCCGUCAAGGCGGCCAGCAAGAUGGACGGGUAUGGUUUCAAGCAUCUUAUUCUGCGUGUGGAAUUUGCCAAGAAGGCCGCGUAA